AUGGAUGAGAGUUCUGAUAAAGGCAAAGGAAAAGAAAGCAUAUCCAAUGAGAAAGUAGAAGAGGACAGGAUGUUAAUGGUAAAUGAAGAAUCCAAUGCGGAGAACCGGGAAUGCCUUGGAUCCAACGUUAUGAAGCAUGUAAUUGGUGCAGCAUGCAUGUUAAGCCAUAAAUCCUCAUCAGAAGACAUAGUUGAACGUAGUGAAGAAAAGGUUUCUACAUUCGAUGUAUACAUAGUCAAUGAAAAUGGAAAAGUAAAUGGAUAUGAACUCAAGCAUAUCAGCCCUAUCGACGGGCCUGAGACUGAAGAUCCUCCAAGAGACAUCCAAGUGGAUGAGAUGAUGAAGUCUUUUCAUUUUGAUCGUAAAAGCAAAGGAGUUCCUCCUCAUGAAUUCUACAGAAGAAGAAGAUCCUCGGAGCUUCCAAGGAACAAUGAUGGAAAUAAUAGCUCUGGAGCCAAAGAAAAAUGUGACCCAAUAAUUCUUGAGAUAUCCGAAAUCUCUGAUACAUACAAUACUGAUGGUAUGAAUGAGAAUCAAGAUGAUAGUACGUCCAACCAAAGCACUACGCUAAACAAGGACUGUUCACAGCAAGGUGAGGAAGUAUUGACUCCAUCCAUUGUUUUGAGUGAUUCCACCGGUCAAGAGUCUUUUCCUAGAUUUAACAGGGAAGAUCUUACGGCCAGUGAAUGUUCUAGGGAAAGGAAUUGUGUAGUGCUUCUAAAUGAAAGUAAUACUGCCUUCAAGACUUCUGGAAUUGUAUCUUCAGAGACUAAGAAUGGUUCGCCUACAAACAGUGAGACUGAAGUGGUAACACUACCUGAUAUUAGCAAGGCCAUUAAACUAGAAUCCGAAGAAAAGAAAGACAUGGAGGCUAACAGCUGUGAAGAUAUGGGAGACAUUAUAAAGGCCAUUCAAGCUCAAGAGCCUUCUGAUAAGCUUUCCAUAAACCAGAAGAUUGGACUAAAUAGUCCUUAUGAUUCCGCCGGGAAAAAGUGCCAAUGUGAAACCAUGAGGGGGUCAGAAAGCCUUUCCAAGGAAUUGAAGACUGCUUUGCUUGCGGCAUUCGUCCCCUCUAUGGAACCUUCGAAAGCCGAGACGGCUGAAGCGUCCGAAACAUCAGAAAUGUCUUUUGUAGAGACCAGCAUCACUCGAAACAUUAACGAGAAUAUGGACACUACAGGGGAGAUUGAGAGGUUCAGGGCUGUUUUAAACCUUGGAAGCGCAGCAAAUAACCCUACUUAUUCAGAUGGAGAAAAGAAACCCAAGGAAGAAGAUAAAGACAAUGAAAUGAUAGUCUUUGUUGAAGCUGAGGACAUCUACAAAAAGAAGAGCAGUACACUCACAAGAAACAAUAAGGUUGGCCGGCUAGUCAAGUUCUUCGAGAGUCUAGAAGAAAGAAAUAAAGAAAAGGACUAG
Messenger RNA from Encephalitozoon romaleae SJ-2008, 1416 nucleotides. RefSeq lists its product as hypothetical. The record is from RefSeq and is a predicted model, not a curated record. The coding region runs from base 1 to 1416 and encodes 471 amino acids. NCBI's taxonomy places the organism in Eukaryota, Fungi, Microsporidia, Unikaryonidae. The transcript has a single exon.